AUGCAAACUUUGCUCACGGAAGGCUUCUUGCAGGAUGCUACUACCAUAGCGGGUUAUGGUUAUCAGGGCACUCCCGUUUCCACGCAACAUUACCCGGACAUGGGUUACCUGACCCUUGCCAUGGACCAUACCGAAACCGUCACUGGUUACGAAAGGUGGCUUGAUAUUGAGGAAGCCACCGCUGGCAUGUAUUACAUGAGUGACGACGUCGAGUACACUCGAGAGUAUAUCGCAAGCAACCCGGACGAUGUCAUCGCUAUACAUAUUACAGCAAGCCAGCCUGGUUCUGUUGGCUUUACGAUUCAUCUGGAUCGUGGUGCCUCCCUCAAUAGGUUUGAAGCCUAUAGUGAACCCCUUGACAAUAACACCAUCCUUGUUGGUGGCGGCUCUGACGGCGUGACUGGCAUUGACUGGUCAGCUGGCGCUCGCGUGGUAAGCUCUGGAGGAUCAGUCUAUACCCUUGGAGAUUAUGUCUUUUGUUCCGGAGCAGACGAAGCAACCAUAUAUUUCACUGCCUGGACAACAUUCCGUCAGCCUAAUCCUCAAAAUGCAGUGCUUUCUGUCCUUACGAAGGCUGCUGGAAAGAGCUACAGUUCAAUUCGCGAGACUCAUGUUGCCGAUCACCAGAAAUAUAUGUCAAGGGUCUCACUCAAUCUUGGAAACUCAACAGCAGCCCAGAAAGCAAUGAGCACUCCCCAAAGGAUGGCUGCAAUCAAUAACACGAUGUUUGAUCCCGAGUUGGCGGCGUUAUAUUUCCAGUUUGGGCGAUACACAUUGAUCGCAACCUCGCGGGAAGGAAGUCUUCCUCCUAAUCUGCAAGGCAUAUGGAAUCAAGACAUGGAUCCCGAGUGGGGUUCCAAGUAUACAAUCAAUAUUAACUUGGAAAUGAACUACUGGCCGAGCUUGACAACCAACCUAGCUGAUCUGACGACACCGCUCAAUGACCUCCUGAACGAAAUUGGCAAGCAAGGCAGUGUCGUCGCACAGAAGAUGUAUCACGCUUCAGGGAUCGUCACUCACCACAAUACUGACUUGUGGGGAGACUCGGCACCACAGGAUAAUUACCUCUCUUCAACCUGCUGGCCUAUGGGAGCAACAUGGCUGAUCACUCAUCUCAUUGAACAUUAUCGAUUUACCGGAGACAAAUCAACCCUCAAGUCGAACUAUAACCUUCUCCGAGGUGCGGCUCUCUUUGCUCUCGAUUUUUUGACUCCUUAUGGACAAUAUAUGGUCACCAACCCCACGCUCUCCCCGGAGAAUCUCUACUACAUUCCCGGCUCCACAGAGCAGGUUGCAAUUACGUACGGAUCAACCAUUGAUAACUCGCUGCUGUGGGAACUAUUGGGUGGAUUGCUAGAUGCUCAGAGAGAGCUUGGCAUAAAUGAUCAAGAGCUGGCAGACAAGGUGACGGCUCUAAGAAGCAAAUUGCCCCCGUUGCGCGAGAAUCAGUACGGCGGCAUUGCUGAAUGGAUUCAUGACUAUAAUGAGACUGAUCCUGGCCAUCGACACUGGUCCAUGCUCUGGGGCAUGUACCCAGGCUCACAAGUUACUGCUUCAAAUCAGACCACUUUCAACUGGGCAAUUUCGAGCAUUCACCGUCGCCUAGACAAUGGUGGCGGUUCUACCGCCUGGUCUCGCGCUUGGUCCAUAGCUCUCUCCGCCCGAGCUUUUCUUCCGGAUCUAGUAUACUCGAACUUUGCUCAACAACUGGCAAACUACACCACUGGGACUUCUUUUCUGGCCACUGGUCCUCCAGCGCCCUUCCAGGUUGAUGGGACUUUCGGGGGCCCCGCUGGCAUGGUCGAAGCUUUCCUCCAGAGCCACGAGACAGUGUCAACGGAUAAGGAAGGCAAGCUCGUCGCAGCCCAGACAGGUGAUGAAAAUAAAAUCCACCUGAUUCGACUUCUUCCCACGCUUCCAUCUGCCUGGGCCGCAAUUGGAGGAGGGGGUUCCGUUUCAGGACUUGUGGCUCGUGGCGGCUUUGAGAUCGAUAUAGCCUGGUCGAGCGUUGGGGAGCUAACUAAAGCUAUUAUUACAUCGAAGGUAGGCAAUCAAGCAUAUGUCACCUUCGGUAGCUCGCCAAUUGGAGCCACCAAUGCUACCAAGAUCACGGUGGACAACGAGGGGACUGGCGGGUUUGUACUGCUGCCGGCAAAGGAAGGGCAAAAAUUUACCGUGUCGCUUGCGCAAGGAUGA
This is a messenger RNA of Penicillium lagena, 2196 nucleotides long. RefSeq lists its product as uncharacterized. Gene Ontology annotation, molecular function: alpha-L-fucosidase activity. The coding region runs from base 1 to 2196 and encodes 731 amino acids. NCBI's taxonomy places the organism in Eukaryota, Fungi, Ascomycota, Eurotiomycetes, Eurotiales, Aspergillaceae. The record is from RefSeq and is a predicted model, not a curated record. Gene Ontology annotation, biological process: carbohydrate metabolic process. The transcript is spliced from 5 exons.